AUGGGAUCGGGAUCAUGGCACAUGGAGAGAAGAGAUAGUUUUAAAAAUGAGCCGGUGAAAGAUGUUGAGCAUGUGCUUGAAAAUGGGUCUCUCUCAAUCAUCGUGCUUGGCGCUUCUGGUGAUCUUGCCAAGAAGAAGACUUUUCCAGCACUCUUCAACCUUUUUCAGCAGGGAUUUCUGCAACCAAAUGAAGUUCACAUUUUUGGCUAUGCAAGGACUAAGAUUUCAGAUGAUGAGCUAAGAAACCGCAUACGUGGAUAUCUUGUCCGGGACAAAGGAGCUUCACCAAAGGACUUGGAAGAUGUAACCAAGUUUUUGCAACUGAUCAAAUAUGUAAGUGGUUCUUAUGACACUGAGGAGGGGUUUCGGCUGCUUGAUAAAGAAAUUUCAGAGACUGAAGUCUCAAGAAAUGGUGUGGAUGGAUUAUCCCGCAGGCUUUUUUAUCUUGCACUUCCUCCAUCAGUAUAUCCUUCUGUCUGCAGGAUGAUCAGGCAUUGUUGCAUGAAUAAAACUGAUCUUGGUGGAUGGACUCGUAUUGUUGUUGAGAAGCCUUUCGGCAAGGAUUUGCAAUCUGCAGAGCAACUCAGUACCCAGAUUGGGGAGUUGUUCGAAGAAUCACAAAUUUACCGUAUUGAUCACUAUUUGGGGAAGGAAUUGGUGCAGAAUCUGUUAGUACUUCGGUUUGCAAAUCGAUUUUUUUUGCCCCUCUGGAACCGAGACAACAUUGAAAAUGUACAGAUUGUGUUUAGGGAGGAUUUUGGAACUGAAGGUCGAGGUGGAUAUUUUGAUGAAUAUGGAAUUAUCCGCGAUAUUAUUCAAAAUCAUCUAUUGCAGGUUCUUUGCUUAGUUGCCAUGGAAAAGCCUAUUUCCCUAAAACCUGAGCAUAUCAGGGACGAGAAAGUGAAGGUUCUUCAAUCAGUACUACCAAUUGAGGACGAUGAAGUUGUUCUUGGACAAUAUGAUGGCUAUAGGGAUGAUCCAACUGUUCCUGACCACUCAAACACUCCCACUUUUUCAACUGUGGUUCUGCGGAUCCACAAUGAAAGAUGGGAAGGUGUUCCUUUUAUACUAAAGGCUGGGAAAGCAUUAAAUUCAAGAAAGGCAGAAAUAAGAGUUCAAUUUAAGGAUGUGCCUGGUGACAUAUUCAAAUGUAAGAAGCAAGGGAGAAAUGAGUUUGUAAUACGCUUGCAACCUUCAGAAGCCAUGUACAUGAAACUUACGGUCAAGCAGCCUGGACUGGAGAUGUCGACUGUCCAAAGUGAAUUAGACUUGUCAUAUGGGCAACGAUAUCAAGGGGUAACGAUCCCAGAGGCUUAUGAGCGUCUAAUUCUUGAUACAAUAAGAGGCGAUCAGCAACAUUUUGUACGCAGAGAUGAGUUGAAGGCGGCCUGGGAAAUCUUCACGCCUCUUCUGCACAGAAUUGACAAUGGUGAUUUAAAGCCGCUUCCAUACAAACCAGGCAGUCGGGGUCCUGCAGAAGCCGAUGCGCUGCUAGAAAAAGCCGGUUAUGUACAAACACAUGGCUACAUCUGGAUUCCUCCCACCUUGUAG
This is a messenger RNA of Prunus armeniaca (apricot), 1551 nucleotides long. NCBI's taxonomy places the organism in Eukaryota, Viridiplantae, Streptophyta, Magnoliopsida, Rosales, Rosaceae. The record is from the annotation of a GenBank genome assembly.